This is a messenger RNA of Alternaria burnsii, 1005 nucleotides long. RefSeq lists its product as uncharacterized. NCBI's taxonomy places the organism in Eukaryota, Fungi, Ascomycota, Dothideomycetes, Pleosporales, Pleosporaceae. Bases 1 to 1005 code for a protein of 334 amino acids. The transcript has a single exon. The record is from RefSeq and is a predicted model, not a curated record.
AUGCAGAGCAGUCUGUUCGGUUCCAGUUUAGAGGACGUCGAUCUAUUUCUGCAACCGAUUGGAAACGAUAUGCCGUAUCCUGCUUUCACGAGUGUUGAAGAAGCGAAGGACACUCUAGAAGUGCUGUUGCAUCGCAUAGCUUUGAUCAAACAACGAUAUCGAAAAUCAGGAGCUGGAACUGAAGAUGACGUUGUUGCAGUGACAUCGGCACAAGAUGAAAUCACAAGCCAUCUUGCGACUUGGUACGAAAUCUACAAGCGUACGAUUUGUAGGAUCGACAAGAUACUCCUAGCUGCCGGAAAGAAACCCAACGACCCGCUAUCAUUUGGCGCAAAGACACCGCCAACCAAGCUCCCAACAGAUCGCGAGCCAUCAGUAUUCAAAUCAUUACUUAUGCAUCACGCUAUGGCGAGCGUCAUGUGCGGUUGUCUGCGUUCUUACUCCGAACAGCAGUAUGAAGCGUAUACCGAUAUGUUUCUCAUGAUAGUUAUGCAUGCUAUACACAUCUUUGAAGAAUACUCUCUAGCUCGAUCCAUCCCGGAUAACGUCAAUCUCCACGAUUCCAUUGGCGAGUUUGGCUUUAUAGCGCCGUUGUACUUCACGGCUAUCAAGUGUCGACACCAUCGUAUCCGUUUUCACGCUAUACGGCUGCUGCGUGUAAUUCCACUGAAAGAGGCGACAUGGGAUUCUUUCACUGCAGCUAAUAUUGCCGAAACGGUUAUGAAGCUUGAAGAGAAGGAUGAUUAUUAUGCCACAAACGCUGAUAAAGACUUCUCUCUGAACGAUGUGCCUGUCAUGGGAGAUGCUUCUGGCUGGUCUUCGCUGCCGGAACAUAGCAUAUUCCACGACGUGGAGGUAACGACACGAGAAGACCUUGCGAAUGAAGUGGUCGUCACUUGCAAAAGAAGGCGUCUGGAUGGGAGUCCAGAGGUCAUCAUCUUCCACGCCGACAACAGGCCCGCACCUGUUCCGGACAAUAAAAGAUCAUGCCAUCGAUACCCAUGA